Molecule: messenger RNA, 1953 nt
Organism: Wallemia ichthyophaga EXF-994
Lineage: Eukaryota; Fungi; Basidiomycota; Wallemiomycetes; Wallemiales; Wallemiaceae
Product: Transcription factor tau subunit sfc6
Exons: 2
Coding region: 1-1953 (650 amino acids)
Biological process (GO): transcription by RNA polymerase III
Cellular component (GO): transcription factor TFIIIC complex
Molecular function (GO): protein binding
Source: RefSeq, a predicted model, not a curated record
AUGAGUACGCCAUCUUCCAAGAAAUCCAAAGCCCGGUACUCGAUACAUCCGCCCUGGGGAUCCUAUGCGCCGGCGCAACUCGGCAUUGGGCCAUCCAACACGCGCCAUCCGCACGAGGCACACGCCCACACCGCACACACUCUCCCCGCCGAUCCCGCCGACGCCGACCACGCCCAGAUCCUCAUCCCCUAUCUCUCCUCGGUCGAUCUCGCACGCCGGGCGAAUAUCUAUCCACGUGGCGUGCAGAUUGAUAGUCCGAGCAGGGAUUUAGAGGCGAUGGAGCGCUGGCUCGAGACUCAUCGGUGGUCGCGCGUUUCCAGCGAUGCUGGCAACGAUUUCCUCCCGAAUAACCCUCCCAUAAACGUGCACGCAGGCAGCACACACUCUACCCGCCCCUUCUCUUUCCCGCGCUUCCACAGCAACAGCCUCGAGCACACCUCCCAAAGCCCCGGCUCUGUCUUUAAUGCUGGCGGGUGCGUCAUGGGUCUGGAUUGGCAGAGGCGGUGGCGGGAGGUGGAGGUUGAGGAUAUAAAUCACGCGGAGAAUAGCGCUGACAACGACACACCCAUUCAACCCUCCAUCCUCGCUGUAUCGGUGCUCAACAACAACUCCACAGCCCACGGGAUCGGCGCACACGACCGGCGGGGGUACAAGAGUGCAAUCCAGCUAUGGGGGUAUGUGCCACGGCACAAGAGCGGCAACGAAGAAAUCACACCUUGCUCAAUCACCCUCCUCGCCGUAAUCUGCCACUCUCAUGGCGUUGCACUCGAUGUCAAAUUCAGCCCUACAGAUGCUGCAUAUAUGGAGUAUGGGGAUCAGGAGCGCGAGCGCGUGACGAGCGGGGCACUUGCAGCGACUUAUAACGACGGACAAGCUCAAGUCAUGCUCAUACCCGACUUGCUCCUCUUGCGGCGCUUCUAUGGGGUGGGUGAUAGCGAGGUCCUCUUCCUGAACCCUCCUGCAUCUACCCUUGUCAUGCAAACUCCCCCCUCUAAAGGCCUCACGUGCGAAUGGGCUAGCUCUAACCGCCUCGCUGUCGGUUUCUCUAACGGUGCAGUGGCUGUAUACGACUUGCGCGCCGCACUUAGAGAAAGGCGUAUGAGUAUCCGGCCAAGCUCAUACAUAGAUGUACAUAUGGGUGGCAUAAACGGUAUGCAAUGGGUGGCGAUAACGCCUCACGAGAUGGCUCGAGGAGAUGGAGGUGAAAAUAAAAGUGAAGAAAGCACAACGCACAAGACGCUCUUACCCACUCUCAGUACAGGGCCACGGGCGGAAUACACGCAGUUGCUCACGUCAGCCUACGACGGCAGUAUCUGCAUAACGGAUGUGCGUCUAGCGGGUAGUGGGAGUGGGAGUGGCGGUUCUGUGACUCUGUUUGACCACAUACGUGGUGUGGCGUAUACAGUCGGGUACUCUAUCCACCUUAACGCCAUGGUUAGUGCGAAUGGGGAGAACACGGUAGUCGCACAGGGCUUACUAGCUAGCGAUUACAAACGUGGUUCCCAACUUACCGAUUUCGCCUGCGCAGUUCUCAGUAUAGCCACUUCUACUUGUCACCCUUUCGUAGCGGUGGCUGGGUCGAAUGGACACGUGGAGGUGGUUAACCCGCUCGCAAUUGUGCAUGCACGGUCGAGACGUCUGCAGGUUUAUUACUCAAUGGACCUCUUCGCGGUGGAGUUCGGUCGUAGUGAAGAGCUUUAUCGCAUGAUUGAUCACCUCAACCCUCCUAGUAACCGCGAUCGAGAGGGUACGGACAAAGGUAAAGGCAAUAAGGUUGGCAACGCGGUUGAGAAACAUCCUAGAGAGGAACUGGGUAAAUACGCAGCUCCUUUCCCGGCUGAAUCUGCUGUGCGCAUUCUUAGGUGGAACCCAGAUAGUGAUCGCGCGGCAUUGCUGGCGUCGGGAAUGGCGUGUGGGUUGGUGAGGGUGGAUGAGCUGUGGGAUGUUGAGUGA